AGUCAUAGUGCGACGCAAAUUAAUGAUGAUCCUGUCGCUAUUAAAUCCUACUGUUUUGAUGAUUGUACUAAGUUUUCGCAGCUUUGAAGCCAAUGCGAGGACACCACUAAGUACCAUUUUCACAGAGAACUACCCUCACCAUGUUAGUGACGGGGAAGAUCCUGGAAAACCACUCUUUCUGACUCCUUAUCUUGAAGCUGGAAAAAUAGAAGAAGCUCGUAAUCUUAGUUUAGCAGGCAAGUUAGCAGGUGCUGAAGGCACUGAUAGUUACACAGGUUUUCUCACUGUCAACAAGAAGUACAAUAGCAAUAUGUUUUUUUGGUUUGUACCAGCCAAGGUUGAUUCAAAGAAUGCUCCUGUUUUGCUGUGGUUGCAAGGUGGCCCUGGUGGCUCUUCACUCUUUGGCUUGUUUGUUGAGAAUGGACCAUUUAAAAUAUCAAAAGACUUCAAAUUGAGUAUGAGACCUGUCACCUGGCAGACAAAGUAUUCUAUGCUGUAUAUAGAUAACCCUGUUGGCACUGGGUUUAGUUUCACUGAUAACGACAGUGGGUACGCUAGAAACGAAACUGAUGUUGCUAACGAUUUGUACAGUGCUUUAACCCAGUUCUUUCAGAUUUACUAUGAAUAUCAAGACAAUGAAUUCUAUGCAACUGGAGAGUCUUAUGCAGGUAAAUAUGUUCCUGCAAUAUGUUAUAAAAUCCAUAUAGAAAAUCCAUAUUCCAGAUUCAGGAUCAAUUUGAAAGGAAUGGCCAUUGGGGAUGGACUCAUAGAUCCAGAGAAUAUGUUCCCUGCCUAUGGCGAUGCUAUUUUCAAUAUUGGUCAAAUUGAUGAGAUUCAGAGAGAUCAUUUUAAUAAUCAGACCAACAUUGCCAGCAAAUACAUACAAGAUGAACAGUGGACGAAGUGUUUUAUGAUAUUUGAUGUGUUAUUAAAUGGAGAUGUAAGCAAACAACCAUCAUAUUAUUACAAUGCCAGUGGAGUACAUGAUUACUACAACUUUCUCAGAACUGAAGCUCCCAAGGAGUUUGGUUAUUAUAAUACCUAUCUAUCCAUGGGUGGUGUACGUAAAGCAAUUCAUGUGGGUAAUCUGACUUACAAUGACGGUAGCAAAGUGGAACAGAACUUAAUUGAAGACAUAUGUAAAUCAGUCAAACCAUGGCUUAUAGAAUUAUUGAACAGUGACUAUAAGGUGCUGCUCUAUAGUGGACAACUGGACAUUAUUGUCUCUGCUCCAUUGACAGAGCGUUUUCUAUGGAUGUUACCAUGGAAACAUCUGUCGGAUUACCAGAAAGCUGAUCGCAAAGUGUGGAAAGUACAGAAAACAGACACAGAAGUGGCUGGAUAUGUCAGGGCUGUUGGUCCUGGAAAUGGCAAUUUUUUCCAGGUGAUUGUACGAGGAGCUGGUCACUUGGCACCGUUUGACCAACCAGAAAGAGUCUUGAAUAUGCUGAACAGAUUUAUUGAAGGAAACUCAUGGAAAUAAAUAAGCUUAAUAAUUAUGAGUCUCAGUAAUUUAAAAUUAUGUUCAACAAAGUAUUUGCUUAUGCACCAGUCAUUGUCGAAAGUGUUAGCCAUGUAAACCUGAGUUAUGGGAUUUGAAUGCCACAUUUUAUACUGAAAAUAAGUUAGAUUCACAAGAAUAA
Saccoglossus kowalevskii is the source of this 1643-nucleotide messenger RNA. Its product is annotated as putative serine carboxypeptidase CPVL. Lineage: Eukaryota; Metazoa; Hemichordata; Enteropneusta; Harrimaniidae. Gene Ontology annotation, biological process: proteolysis. The record is from RefSeq and is a predicted model, not a curated record. Gene Ontology annotation, molecular function: serine-type carboxypeptidase activity.